This is a messenger RNA of Penicillium pulvis, 372 nucleotides long. RefSeq names its product NAD(P)-binding protein. Bases 1 to 372 code for a protein of 123 amino acids. The record is from RefSeq and is a predicted model, not a curated record. Lineage: Eukaryota; Fungi; Ascomycota; Eurotiomycetes; Eurotiales; Aspergillaceae. The transcript has 2 exons.
AUGGCCGCACGCGGUCACACAGAGACUAUACAGCGUGCAGUUCCCCACGCCGGGAAGAUAGAUUGGUCUCUCUACCCCGGGACAUACCCGGACGACCUGACGACGAUCAAAAAGACUGUGGAUACCUUCCACGCAAAGGAGUCCAAAAUAGACCUGCUCUUCAAUAAUGCAAAUGUCUCACAUCCUCCUGUCGGCAGAAUAUCCAAACACAUAGUCGAGCUUCAACUCGCAACAAAUUGUCUAGGACCACACCUCUGUAUCCGUCUACUACUGCCUUAUCUAAUAGCUGCAGCCGCGACCGCAAGCCCUGUUUCUGUUCGCGUAAACUGGAUUAGCAACAAGGUUCUCGAGUCGCCCCGCCAGAAGGCCUGA